Messenger RNA from Rhipicephalus microplus (southern cattle tick), 712 nucleotides. RefSeq lists its product as uncharacterized. The record is from RefSeq and is a predicted model, not a curated record. Gene Ontology annotation, biological process: negative regulation of DNA-templated transcription. NCBI's taxonomy places the organism in Eukaryota, Metazoa, Arthropoda, Arachnida, Ixodida, Ixodidae. Gene Ontology annotation, molecular function: DNA binding.
UGGAUGUUGAAGCUACCUGCUUGUUUCCUAGCUCUGGGGUCAGUGAUUGCAAUGCAUCUAUUGGCCAUGAUGAUAAUCACUUCGUGCACAGCCACGAUAGCCUUUCACAUUGCGACGAGCAGCAGCAGCCAGCAGCAGCAAAGCCACUCGCAAGCCAGGCAAGGGCGAUGGCACCCACUGCACCCACUGACCUCUACCGUGUUUUUGAUGGCCAGGUCAAAAUUGGCCAAAACACAUUCAUGGCUUUAGAGAAAUUGGAGCACAUCAUGCGGAACACGAGUGACGGGAAGUUCUGCCGGGAGCUCGCCCGGCACUUCUGGCUUACAGCUGAAGCUGCCAAAUGCAGCUUGACAGGUCAGGCAUGCCGGAGCCUAUCUACAGGCAUAAUGAAGCUUCAGGCCACCCCUGAAAAAGUGGAGAUGAUGGAAGGGUGCCUGAAGCAGUUUGUGGCAGCAAACAAACAGCCAGGAAAACCGGAGGACGUCCGCGUCAAAGCUGUGCGUCGCUACCUGCGUGGAUUCUUUACGGAAGCCGGCAGGCAACGAAAGAGAAUACGGAACACUACCAAAGAAUGAGCCAUCUUAAUAAAUGUACAGUUAAUGAGCAAGCCUGUAAGCUUCUUAUUGUUAUAUAUAAAUUAACCAUGGUGCUUGUUGUUUGUCAAAACAAAUUCAAUGCAAAGUAAGUCAAUUAAAAAUGUUUUUGUUGUAAA